UGCAUCAGCAUCGUUCAGUUUUAGGGGAAACAUAACGAUACGAAACGUAACGAAACGUAGCAAAACGAGAACAGUGAAAUAACGAUGAAUAACCACUUGAUUGUGCAUAUCCCAGACAAGCAGCUACACGACCUUCACCACCAACCCACUGAGAACGUUUUUGCUUCAGCCAUAGACCCAAAGCAUGCCAACCAGAUUGUGAGGCGUUUGAAUCAGAUAGCACCACUCGAAAACCUCCGUCACGUGAAACGAAUUCAGAAGAACGUUCUAGAAGGAGGACAAAUACAUCUAUCUGUGAUCUUGUGUCUGGCAUCUGAAGGUGACAAUCAAUUGGAUAAUGUGCCACCUCAUCUUCAGGAGUUGAUCAAUUCGUAUCAGUUGAGUCCUUUUAUCACAAAAGUCUGCAAAUAUGCUGCCACAUCAAAAGAAGAGUGGCAAGAGCAAUGCAAAUUUUGGCCUACGUCAUAUCAUCCGAGGACUUACAACAUUGAUGGCAUUACUGGAUUUAGCGAGGAGGACUCACAAUUAGUUUUGAAGUUUAUGCAAUCAUCUAUUGAGUUGGCAACAUCUGAAGGCUUGGUAGUCAAUGCUGCAGUGAUAGUGGAUCCUUCAGCUAAGCAAAUAAUUUCUAGUGCACGUGAUCAGGUUUUUGCUUGGAACUCUUGCAAAGAGGACAGUAGCAUCGACUCCAGCUUCUAUAAAAAACCAGAAUUAUUAAGUUCCAAUCCUAUUUCCAAUGGAUUUACACCCCAUGAACCAUUGCAUACAAAUGGUUCCUCCAAUCAGCUCAAACAACCAUAUAAGGGUGUUGCUUGUUUAUAUCCUUGGCAAUGGGCUGAGCAGCAAUCACAUUCACAGAGUUCAUGUCAUUGGCAUCCUUUGCAACAUGCUGCCAUUGCAGCUAUAGAAUCAUCUGCUGCCAGGGAUAGAUCUUUUUUUCCCAGUGAGGGGAACAAUGAAGAAAAAUAUUUGGAACUGGAUCACGAGAAUUCUUCUUGGACAAGCUCUCCUACAAAGAGACAGAAAAUUGUUUGUGCGAAUGUUGAGGAUGAUGAUAAAUUGAAUACUCAUAGUCUGACUUCUGACCAGCUGUCAGCGCGCCCGUACUUAUGCACUGGUUAUGACAUCUAUCUUGUUUGGGAGCCAUGCCCAAUGUGUGCUAUGGCUCUUGUCCAUCAGAGAAUUAGGCGGAUAUUUUAUGCUUUCCCAAACCCUAAUGCCGGUGCCUUGGGUAGUGUUCACAGAUUACAGGGAGAGAAGAGCUUAAAUCAUCAUUAUGCUGUUUUCAGGGUUUUGUUACCUGAAGAAGCCCUCCAUAAACAUCAUGCUUAAGUUGCAGAAACUGAGGAAGCCAGUAUUUGUUAAGUAGCAGAUUAGCUUCUUAAGAUGCAAGAGAAGAUGAAGGCUUUUAGCUGGGAAAACUAUUUAUUAGUGAAUUUUGAUAGUUCGGUAAUUUAUUAAUUGUUAGAACGGUUUUCUGAUAGGACUCGCCUUAGGAUUCUCAUUUUUUUGGUUGUUUUUGUAAGCAUUUUUUGUCCUUGUCAAGGAAACCAGGGUCAUAUUGACCCAUGUUCCAAUAUAGCUAUGUAUUCAGAUUUUGCU
Gastrolobium bilobum is the source of this 1602-nucleotide messenger RNA. RefSeq names its product tRNA-specific adenosine deaminase TAD3. Gene Ontology annotation, cellular component: cytoplasm; nucleus. The transcript has 9 exons. Lineage: Eukaryota; Viridiplantae; Streptophyta; Magnoliopsida; Fabales; Fabaceae. The record is from RefSeq and is a predicted model, not a curated record. Bases 85 to 1332 code for a protein of 415 amino acids. Gene Ontology annotation, molecular function: tRNA-specific adenosine-34 deaminase activity. Gene Ontology annotation, biological process: tRNA wobble adenosine to inosine editing.